UGAAUCUAUUAAAAUAACCAUUAUGCGCUAAUAUGCCGUGAAAUAACACUCCGGUGAUGCUACUGCACAGGACGUUUGAGGGUUGCAAUAAAGCAGCGGAUGUUUUUGCGACAUGUUCCGGUUUGAGGAAAAAGAUCACCGGAAGUCGUCGUUUGACAGCCGCUCUAGGUAGCAUCAGGAGCUAAUGAUACGCUGUUAUAUUCACUGAGCCUUUUUCAUUGGAGACAAAACAAACGAUUUUGUUCUUCAGCCACAUUGUCAGCCACUACAAUAAGACGUGAUUGUGGUGAAUGGGACGUGGGUGACAUGACAGUUGUGGCAACUGCGUGACAUACGCGGGCUGAGUCCAGUGGCUGAAGACAUGAACUCUUCGCUCGGGAGAAAUGGACUGAUAGGGCUCCUAGUGGGAGCUACAGCUGGUUUGGGCGUGAUAGCCUUCAUCAUUUAUCGGGAGGUGAGGAGGAGAUCUCCGAGGCUAGCUGUGGCAGCUCAGACUGCACUCCCACGACCAAUGGAAAGUGGUGAUGGAGCGGCAGUGAUGCUGAGGAACAUUCUGGAUGAUCAGGAGGUGGAGGCGCAGCAGGAAGCCUUAGCUGCUGUGGAGGCUGUGGUCCAGGGCUUGUCUCCUGACCAGCAGGUGGUGCUACGGCAGCAGUUGGACCAGGUCCUGAGCUGUGUCACCUCCCUGCGCUCAGAGGUGGCUGAGCUGAGGGGGGGUCUCCAGGACAUCGCUUUGCAGAUUAUUCAGGACGUCAAGAAGGGAGUGGAGGACAGCCAACGCAUUCGCCGCCGUCGGCAUUACAUUCCCCGAGAGCGCACAGACUCCACCACCUCCAGCUCUGUUUACUUCACAGCCAGUCAGGGCCUGACCAGCACCUACGAGACCAGUGAGGGGGGGUACUCCACAGCAAAUGCUGAGUCAGACUACACAGACCGGGAAACUGAUCGAGAGGAGCCUGAGCAGGGUGCAGACCCAGAGUCAGAGGGUGAGGACCAGAGUUGUGCCACUGUCAUCACUCUGAAACAGCAUGACUCUCAGGAUGAGGACCUGGAUGGGGAUACAGGUGCUGUAGGACAAGAUACCUGGGGUGAAGGUGUGAGAGGCCUGCAGCUACUGACAGAAACCCCUAGUGGAGAGCUGGCUCUGCUAUUGGCCCAGAGCGACAUUCUGCACACAGGAGACUCAAGACUAAAGGAGGAGGGCUACAAGCUGCUGCAAGACAAUAGGGCAGAGUAUGACGACAAUCGUGAGUUUGUUUGGCGUCUGGCUCGAGCCCACAGUGAUAUGUACUGGUGUACAGGAGACCCUCAGAGCAGAAGGUCCUUGGCACAGCAAGGUCUGGAGGAGGCAGAGCUUGCUAUACAAAAGAAUGGACUGGACAAAGACUGCCAUAAAUGGUUUGCUAUGUUGGCAGACGUGACAACAGACGAUGGGAGCAUGCACAACAAACUAAAAAGCAGUCGCAUCAUGAAGGAGCAUCUGGACCGGGCCCUGGCUCUCACCAACACUGACCCUGUCUGCUUCUACCUGCUCGCUAAGUGGUGCUAUCAGGUUGCAACAUUGAACUGGCUGGAAAAGAAGGCAGCGGCUGCCCUGUAUCAAAGCCCCCCCAGCUCUUCUCUGCAGCAGGCCCUUGACAACUUUCUGAAGGCAGAGGAACUGAGUCCAGGAUUCUCCAAGACUGUGAGACUCUACAUAGCCAAGUGCCAUCAGGAGCUGGGGAAUGUGUCGGAGGCCUCAAAAUGGAUGGAUCUGGCAAAGAAAACCUUCCCCACCACCCUUCAGGAUGAAGGGACAUCCAAAAUUCUGGAAUCUCACUUCCCAAAUCCCACUAAAACUAUGAAGGACUGAAGUUUUCA
Periophthalmus magnuspinnatus is the source of this 1860-nucleotide messenger RNA. It is a transcript of the gene rmdn3, whose product is annotated as regulator of microtubule dynamics 3. Gene Ontology annotation, molecular function: microtubule binding. The transcript is spliced from 12 exons. The record is from RefSeq and is a predicted model, not a curated record. Bases 362 to 1852 code for a protein of 496 amino acids. NCBI's taxonomy places the organism in Eukaryota, Metazoa, Chordata, Actinopteri, Gobiiformes, Gobiidae. Gene Ontology annotation, cellular component: spindle microtubule; cytoplasm; mitotic spindle pole.